AUGGAACCAAUUGAAGAAUCGAAAGAUACGAAAAAAAGUGGAAAAGGGAAUAGUGAGAAAAGAAAGUUGGAGGCAAACAAAGAAUUGGAGCGAGAAAGGACUAAAAAUUUGCAGAAUAGUGAUAUGCCGAAAACUGAUAAAGGAGAGACACAUAUUGAAUCGAGUAAAGGGGUUUAUGAGGUGAGUGGGGAAUAUGAACCGGGAAUAAGUAAUAUAGGACUCGCAAACAUUGGAAUAAAUUCGUGUUUUUCAGAUAAAAGAUCAACUUGGUCAAGGUUCUUUUGGUGCAGUUUUUAUGGUGAAACGAGAAAGCGAUCGAAAACAUUUUGCAAUGAAAUGUGAAUCGAUUCACGUCAAAAAGCAGAUUCUUGCACACGAAGCUCGUGUUCUUAUUGCCCUAAACAUGCUGAAUUCGGUGCAUUUCGCUGAACUUGUUGAUCUCGGAAAACUCAAAAACCGUUUCGCAUUCAUUGUCCUGAAAUUGGUUGGAAUGAACCUGUGGGAUAUUCGAAUACGCCUUCCAAAUCGGAAAUAUACUCUGAACACAGCUCUCAAAAUUGGCGAGCAAACACUUGAGGGAAUUAGAGAUUUGCAUCGGGUUGGAUUUUUGCAUCGCGAUAUCAAACCGCCGAAUUUUGCGAUUGGAAGAGAGGAGGAUUCGACACAUCAUAUUAUUUAUGUGCUGGAUUUUGGGUUGAGUCGCAAAAUUUGUUCGAAGGGAGUUGAUUUGAGAUCGCCGAGGACAACUUGUGCAUUUCGGGGAACUACGAGAUAUGCGGCAUUGGCAGCACAUGAUAUGGUCAGUUUUUUUUUUGAAUGGCUGAAGUGUUUGGAAGUUUUCGAAACAAAAACUUACAAAAAUCCAUUUUCCAGAGAGAACAAUCGCGAAAAGAUGACAUCGAAUCAUGGUGGUAUAUGUUUGCCGAAGGAAUCGUUUCUGAUCUUCCUUGGAAAACAUUCAAAGGAACAGAUCGAGAUGGUGUAAAAGCGGAAAAGAAGAAACUUCGAGACGAUAAAAAUGCAAUGAAAAAUUUGUUCACAAAUUUCGGAUGUUAUGAUCAAAUGUCAGCAAUUUUAACAUAUUUGGACAGUUUGAGCUAUCAAAAUAUUCCGGAUUAUGAUUAUGUUUAUAAUCAAAUCAUAUCAGCUGCUCAAGCUAAUGGAUGUUCGGAUAAUAAGAGUGUUGAUUGGGAUAAAUCUGUGGAUUAUAAAGGGCCAAAGUAUAAAACUGGAGAAGCUUAUAUUGUCAAACAGUUGCAAUAA
Messenger RNA from Caenorhabditis angaria, 1263 nucleotides. Lineage: Eukaryota; Metazoa; Nematoda; Chromadorea; Rhabditida; Rhabditidae. The record is from the annotation of a GenBank genome assembly.